GUGUGGCUCCGCUGCAGCGUGUUCCAGAAGUACAAGGAAGCAGCCGACCCACUGCAGAGUCCGUCCCUGGAGCUGACCAACCCCGAUGCUGCCUGCGAGGAGAGCUCUGAGGGAGUCGUCGAGGCUGAAGAAAUCCCCUGAUGAGAAAGGCACUCUCCAUAUUGAGGAGUUUGGCCUUUCUAUCCAACACUGUUGUGUUCCUCGCACACAUUCCAGGCCUUGUGGGUGCUCAGUAACUGCUCACAGACACCCCCACGCAGCACAUUCUCUUUCGACUAAGCCCAGCCGCUGUAUUUAUGGCCCGGGAACCAGCCCUCCUUUAUCCAUUCAGAUCUCGGGGGAAAGCUCAAUUCCAGAAGAACCCAGCAGAAUCACAGCGGCAGCAGGCGGCGACAUCAGCGGUACAGAGGAGAAAAAGCAAAGCAAGUCGCAGCAGCUGAAAAAGAUCUUCAAGGAGUAUGGCGCCGUGGGCGUGUCCGUGCACGUUGGGAUCUCGCUCGUCUCCUUGGGCAUGUUUUACAUGGUUGUUUCAAGUGGUCUGGACAUAUCAGCCAUCCUGCUUAAACUCGGAUUUAAAGAGUCCCUGGUACAGUCAAAAAUGGCAGCGGGCACCAGUACCUUCGUGGUGGCUUACGCCAUCCACAAGCUGUUCGCACCCGUGAGAAUCAGUAUAACUUUAGUUUCCGUGCCCUUCAUUGUCAGGUAUUUUCGGAAAGUGGGACUUUUUAAACCUCCAGCUGCAAAGCCUUGAACUCUUUGACUGAGGGCCUGAAAACCUAUUUCUUUUCACUGACACAUUUUGGCUUUGGUUUUAGGAUGUAGGUUUUUCUGUGGGCAGGGAGGGGGGUGCUAACUGCUGAGCUCUCGUGGAUAGGAGUUACUUUUGCCAGCAAAAAUCCAGAGUUUUGAAUCACUGUAAAUUUCUUUUGCUUUAUAAACUGCGACAGUGCUAUUCACUGAAGGGCUUGUCUGCAUCAUCUGUCAACAAAACAUCACCCGAAAGUUGUCAUCUCAGACAAAACCGUCAGCCAGGAAAUGUUCCUUCUGGAAGAUCAUUGGUGAGGGUCUGUCUGCAGAAGCCUCAGGGGUUAAUUUUCACUCAAGUUCUUAAAGGGCAGUGAUUCAUUAAACUGGUUUUAAAAAUGUACAAAUUCCCCUUCCUCCAAUAUUUGUCAGGCUGCCUGCAGCUUAAUAUGCGAUAUUCUGCCAAACAGCUGCCAGGGCUACAAUUAAUGAAGCAGAACUUAAGACUUCACAGUGUGUAGUCAGGAUCUAAAUUAGCAUCAGCACUUUGACAUUCAUUACACGUGUUUGAGGGGAACGAAAAACACGUAUUUCUGGUAUGUUUCACCGAUCCCAACGCCUUCCAAUCUGGACACGAUGGGCCUGCCUCAGCUGAUGGUCCCACGUGUCAUGAAAGUAGGUGGGCAUCACCUGUCUCUGUUUAGGUCCAAUAUGGAGCCUCUGCCCAACAGCAACAGCAUCAGGUGGCUCCAGACGCCGGCAAUUUGGAUCCUGCACCCAAAAAGCUGAGACCGUCUUCGCCGCCUUCCCUGUAGCUUAGACGUCAGAUGUUCCACAAUUACUGUCACAGUGUUUACAUUGUGUUGCUACUUAUAUUUUUUGAGUUAAAAUUAUGUAUGUACCAAAAAAAAAAAAAAGGUUUUAUAUCACUCUCUAAACAGGACAGUUAGUCACACAUGCUGUAAAUAGAGGCCACUGGGAAUUAAAAAUUCAAGCUGGGGAGGGACUGAGCCAGUUUACCAGGUAAAAGGCAUGUGACCAGAGGCCCCUGGUUCUGUUCACACCACGAGGAGACCACCUUCCUCGACGUAGCCCGGAGUUGGCGGCGGGGAAGGGCUGUCCUUGGGACUCCACGCCCGGCACUACUGCCCUCAAGGCCAAGGGAACCACCCACCUCGGGAAACCCAGUGUUCAGGCUCCACCUGCAGCUUGGCUGAGGGGCUGCACUUGUCUUUCUGGCUCCCAGGGUUUAUUUUUAUAUUUUGGUUUGAUUAAUUACACUUGUGACAAGCAGAAAACGAACUGUAAAUGGAUCGCCCCGGCUCUACUGAGCUCUGACUGCUGACAGUUCCCUUACUUAGCCCUUACUAAUGCACAUCAACCAGUUUUUUCAGUUAACUUUUUAAAAAAAAUUUAUUAUGGUUCAUUUUCAAUUUUUGUUUUUAGGGCUACACCUGCAGCAUAUGGAAGUUCCCUGGAGAGGGGUCGAAUCAGAGCUGUAGCUGCGACCUACACCACAGCCACAGCCACACUGGAUCCUUAACCCACUGAGCAAGGCCAGGGAUCAAAUCCGAGUCCUCAUGGAUACUAGUUGGGUUCAUUACCGCUGAGCCACGGCAGAAACUCGAUUAACUUUUAUAAGAAUCUUUGCAGGACAGAUUCUCCACUUGCAAGAUCGAUACAGUGGAUCCGUUUCCCCCCUCCCCCCACAACAUCCCCUUUAAAACAAUUAGCCCAUUGCCCAAAGGCUUCAGGGAUUUAAAGCUGGAACUGCCUUUCUGGGGUCCUAUUCCAAGGGUGUACACAGCAGAGCAAGGUGGCGACACCUGCCAAGUGAGGGCAGGGCCAGCACUUUCGUGUCCACUGUCUCUGUUAACGGUUGGCUUGGGACUCAUCACCCUCUCCCUGCCAUUCAGAUCCCUAGUAACGCCUAUGCAAAACAAAGCCCACAGGGAUUCCUACCGGUCCAAGGGCUUAAAUCCUAAACUUUGAUUCCGUGUUGGAAGUAAGGGGAGUGGACUCAAAGGGUCAGGCAGUAAAACAAAUUUUCAUACCAAAUAGCCACACGGUCUCUUCGAAGCCCCAUCUGCACUCCACUCCUGUGGCCAGUGGUCACCAACAACAGAGCAAGCGGAGAGGAUGAGGAAACCGAAGGCCCAGGGAACUAGAGCAUCUUGUGCGCUCACCAGCAGGAUGUCCAUGUCGCUAGUAUUUGCAUUGCUUUUAUGGAACCAGGGGAAUAAAACUGAUCAUCUAUUUUAAAAACGUAAGCCACUGUUCACCUCUAAUUUUCUAUCAGACAAAACAAGCAGCAUGAAUUCUGCAAAACAAAUAAACGUCUUUGUAAAGUU
Messenger RNA from Sus scrofa (pig), 3095 nucleotides. The record is from RefSeq and is a predicted model, not a curated record. NCBI's taxonomy places the organism in Eukaryota, Metazoa, Chordata, Mammalia, Artiodactyla, Suidae.